AUAGUAAUUAUAUUUUUAUCGUCUUAUGUGAAAUGCUGAAAUAAAAUAACGAUUAUAUAUUCUCUUACGAAGAUACUAUCCUAUCGAUUAUUUUGUAAUGUGUGAGUGUACUCGGUGUAUGAGAGUGCCUUGUUGUCAUAGUGACUAGUCAAUAAUUUGAAAUCGCAAUAUCCAGAGGCAUGGAAGCAUUCCCUCAGCCAUCAUAUUAAUACGGUCGUAUGAAAACCAUUUGCGAUUACGCUUAUUAGAUAAUUGAAAAAUUUGAAAAAAAUGUUUGCAAGUUCUUAAAUGAAAAAGUAAAUUUUAAGGAACUAAUAAAUCAGCUUGCACACAAUAUUCAUCGCAUAAAAGACCAGGCGAUUUAUUUGCAUAUAUUAUUCGACAAGUUUUAAUUUUGCUGAUACAUCAUGAUGGAUAUGGAGAUGAAUGCUGACUUGGACGGUGAUGACGGAAGCGAAAGCAGUCAACCGUCUUCAGAGGGAAGUUCUGCAAGUAGCACAUUUUGUACUUUGGAGAAAGAUUAUGCAAGGAUUACGAAUGAAAUGAGCUCUAAUGAGGCAUUGGCUCCUUUUAAAGAUGAAUACGAGAGACUUUAUGAAUCCUUGUACAAAGCGCACAGAAGUGAGAAGGAACUAUCAGGACAAUGCACAUUACUCAAGAAUGAAAUUGUAGAUAAUACAUACAAAAUAUACGAACUGAAAAACACAGUGGAGGCUUACGAGGACGAAAUAACACGAUUGAAAGAAGAAGUCACUAAAAUGACGAAGCUGGCUGAUGCGGCACACACACGCGAGCAAAAUGCACAGGAAGUAAUUGGAAAUUUGCGGCUAAAUAUUACAAAAUUGGGUCUGGAGAUCGAGGAAAAGAACAAACAACUAGUAGUAGAAAAGGACACCACCAUUAGCAAGAAAAAGGAGAAUCUAUUGAAAGAAAGAGAGAUACUUAUUGGCGAAAUGGAGACUAUGCGGCAACGUAUGAAAAACAUGACGAUUUAUACGCAAGAGCUUGAAAAGAAAAGUAGUGAGAUUGAACAGCGAAUGACAGACAUGCAGGAUAUGAUCGGCAUGCAGCUGAACGAAAUCUCGCGAGAAAAAAGAAGUCGAGAGAGGGCUGAAACGGAAGUGCAACAACUUCAGGAAGAACUCGUCUUAAAGAAAAACGAACUUGAGACUGCAAACGCAUCUAUUCAAGCAAGUGCGAAUAACAUAAUGAGAUUAGAGAGUUUAAUAAGAGAUCAAAAAAUAACAGAUGAAAAGAAGCAAAAGGAGAUGAGCAAACUUAAGGUGAAAAAUAUAAAUUUGCAAACAGAUUUUGAUAAUGCAACCGCCGAGGUUGAAAAACUAGAAAAACAACUUUCUGACAAAGAGAAGCAGAUGAGAAACAUGAAGUACCAGCUUAACAGAACAAGAGAGGACAGUGCUAAAUACAAGCAUGAAAAAGACCUGAUAGACAAACAAUUGAUGAAAGCAGAAUCGGAACAAUCCAGACUGGGGCGUGAAUUAAAGCAAGCUCUGAUCAAUGUCAGGAAUGCCGAACAUGUUGUUCAAACUUGUCGAAAGGAACAACUCGAGGACAAGCAACGUGUCGAAAUUCUGUUGCGAGAGAAGGACACCAUCGCCCGUAACAAGGAAACCGCUUACAAGCGGAUCAAACGAUUGAAUCACGAGCUGUUGCUGUGCGAACAAGGCAGGAAGAAGAUCGAACAGGAACUGGACACGCAGACCAAAACCAUAGAUGAAAUGAAAAAUCAAAUAGAAGUUGUAGAGAAAGAAAGGGAUAGAUAUAGUUCGACGGUACACGGUUUAGAAAAACAGCUAGAGAAUUACAUAAGCGAGACCAAGCGAAAGCAAACAGAGAUAUUCGAUUACAAGAAGCGUUUAGCAGACACCGAGAUAAAGUACCGUCAACAUCAAAGCGUACUUGAAGCCAUCCGUAUGGAGCGGAAUUUGUGUAACAGAAAUCUGGUUGAAGCACAAGAAGAGAUACGAGAUUUAAAGAGCAAGUUAAAGAUUACAAGCCAGCAGAUUGAGCAAUUGAAGGAAGACAUUGCGAUGAAGGAGGCUAAUCUUGUCAAGGAGGAAUUCCUGUUAGGAAGGGCUGAAAAGGAGAAAGAAGAACUUAAGAUUGAUCUACGAGUUUCUCGCAUGGAGAUAUCUAACUUGCGGCAACAAAUUGAAGAAGCAAAGAAGAAAGAAAAGGGUCUUAGGCAGGCUAUGCAACAGGCAGACAUAGAUAUUGGACGUCGUAAGAAAGAUAUUGAUAAUGUUAUGAACGAGCGUGACAUACUCGGUACACAAUUGGUUCGAAGAAAUGAUGAACUUGGCCUCCAAUAUAGUAGAAUAAAGGUCUUGAAUAGAACAUUGCAAUGUGGAGAAAUACAGUAUAAUCAAAGACUAGAAGACAUUCGAUUGCUCAAGUUUGAGGUAAAAAGACUUAGAACUGAGAAAUUGUUACUCUCAAAAAAUGUUUUAAAUGUUAGCGAUUUACGCCAAGAAGUUUUCUAUCUAAAUCGCAACCUGGCCAAAGAGAAACUUAAAAUUACCGCACUCGAGGAAGAAAUUCAAACUCCAUUGAAUAUACAUAGAUGGCGAAAGCUCGAGGGCACAGAUCCUCCUGCAUUUGAACUUAUUAAGAAAGUGCAGAUUCUGCAAAAACGCAUUUUACAACUAUCUUUUGACAUGCUCGAUAAAGAUAGGAAACUAAAGGAUACUGAGAAACUAUACAUGAAUCUCCGUGAGGUUUUGUCGAAGCAAUCAAAUUCGCAAUUAACGACGAACUUGAAUAUGGUGCAAAAUUUCUUACGUAAAAGAGGAGAGAAAAUCAAAUGUCUCAUCGCAGAGCUGAAUAUGUAUGAGUCGCAAGUAGGCGGAUAUAAAGAAGACGCGGUGUCAAUGGCCAACGAAAUGUACGAAUUAAAAAAUAUGUUUUACACACAAAAACGAAAGCUCCAAAAAAUAAAAGAGACGACCCUGAAAUCCACAUACCCAACCAAUUUUCCAGAUAUUUUGAUAUCUAAUAAAAAAUUUUAUGGGGGUGGCUUCAAGAUAGCAAAACCUACUCCAAAAAUUUGUUGCAUUGUGGAUACCUCAUCAAAUAGGUGAAAUUAAAAAUAUAGUAAAGUAAUUGCGUAACAUAAUUUUGUGUUUUUAAAUGAUGUAUUAUCUAUGUAUAUAACACAAACGAUGUUCCUUUAGACAUAUAAAGCUAGCGCCACACUAUGCGCAAUUCGUGAUUCGUAGAAAUUCGUUGGACAUUCGUUAUUGCUUACCACAUUAUUCGUGAUUCGCAGCUUAUCAUUCGUAGUUUGUUAUUUGUCGUUUCGUUCAUGUUAACUUCGACAACUUUUAACUUUUACCUGUCAUUACAGACUUGUCUAUAAUUAGUCAAGUUUUAAUAUUAGUAAAAAAAUCACUAUUUCCGUUAAAAAACCGCUCGGCUAGCGAAUGUCAAAUAGCACAUAGUGUGGCGCUAGCUUAAGAGAUACAAAGGAAUAAAUUUUCACAAAUAAUUAAUUUUCAAAGUAUUAUUAAUGUGACUAAAUAAAAGCACAUUAUUAAAUCUUUGUGAAAAAUAUUUUUUAAUAUCUUGAAUAGAUUUUUGUCACACUUUACUGUCCAUUAAGGACGCAUUAUCUCAAGUCGAUAACUAUCGCAACUAAUAUAUAUAUGUAUAUCUACCGCAUUUAUUUUAGCUUACUUUUAUCUUCUCCAUUAUUAAUGUUCUGCUAUAAGGUAGGUCGAUUGGAUGAUUUUAUCGUUCCGUUGAUUCAUAUUCCAGGUAAGGCUGGUAUUACAUUUGU
Messenger RNA from Vollenhovia emeryi, 3799 nucleotides. RefSeq names its product cilia- and flagella-associated protein 58-like. Lineage: Eukaryota; Metazoa; Arthropoda; Insecta; Hymenoptera; Formicidae. The record is from RefSeq and is a predicted model, not a curated record. The transcript is spliced from 12 exons. The coding region runs from base 408 to 3101 and encodes 897 amino acids. Gene Ontology annotation, cellular component: cytoskeleton.